CAACUACCACAAGCAGGACGAGAGCAGUCGUUACAACCCGCCCGGGUGCGUAGUCUGCUGGCAUCGUGUUCUCGCCUUCGACUACUGGCGCAAGGGUGUGCUGUACACCGCAUUUGGCGCCAUCUGCUUCGCGCAGCCCUACGUCGUCUGGGAGGCGCUCAUCAAUGGCGUCAUGCUGCUCAUCCUCGCCGUCAUUCACUUCAUCAGAACAAUGGAGACGCGGUACAUAAACAGAAGAACGUCCGAGCUCGAUAAACCCACUUAUGACAG
Molecule: messenger RNA, 270 nt
Organism: Priapulus caudatus
Lineage: Eukaryota; Metazoa; Priapulida; Priapulimorpha; Priapulimorphida; Priapulidae
Source: RefSeq, a predicted model, not a curated record